AUGACUUCACCUCGGCCAACGGAGAAAGAUGGCAAGGUGCCAGAUCUUAUCAAAGAUAAAUCUCAUUCGACAGGACGUUCUCCUAUGGCAAAAUCGCAAAUGGCAAAUCCAACAGUUAGUCGAGAUAGAAAUUCUGUAGCCUUCGUUCCAAUAACUACAGCACUUCCCUCUCUCAAUAUGAAUACAAUUCACAUUUCAUGUUCGUCUGAUCGAUUCGAUCCAUCUGGAAAUUUCGUCGGUAUGAUUGUUUACGGUUGCAAUGGUCAAAGUGAUUUUUAUCUGAACGGUCGACAUUGUAAUGCAGGCUACAUGCUAAUCAAGGAUGUCAAUUCUAUCAAUCAUAUUCGAGCUGAUACAAUGCACAAAAAACUUUUCAAAUGGUUUUUUGGUAUAGAUUUGCCUUCGGAGUUUAGUGGCGGCGGUUUUGCUUAUCAAAAUGGCAAAUGGAAGCACAAUUCAUUCUCUUUUAACAUUAAUGCAGAUUUGUAUCAUGACACCCAAAAAGGAAUGCAUCAGAUCGAACAGCAGCUUGUCAAUGGAGCUUUGAAUCGUCUCUACAUAACUGAUCAGUGGUUUUAUAGUCCAAAUCUGCCGAUGAUACUGUUCAAAACUUUUUCAUGCAUCCAGCAAAAGUAA
This is a messenger RNA of Rotaria socialis, 636 nucleotides long. NCBI's taxonomy places the organism in Eukaryota, Metazoa, Rotifera, Eurotatoria, Philodinida, Philodinidae. The record is from the annotation of a GenBank genome assembly.